Messenger RNA from Hylaeus volcanicus, 1921 nucleotides. It is a transcript of the gene Cyp18a1, whose product is annotated as cytochrome P450 18a1. The record is from RefSeq and is a predicted model, not a curated record. NCBI's taxonomy places the organism in Eukaryota, Metazoa, Arthropoda, Insecta, Hymenoptera, Colletidae. Gene Ontology annotation, biological process: xenobiotic metabolic process. Gene Ontology annotation, molecular function: iron ion binding; heme binding; oxidoreductase activity, acting on paired donors, with incorporation or reduction of molecular oxygen, reduced flavin or flavoprotein as one donor, and incorporation of one atom of oxygen. Gene Ontology annotation, cellular component: cytoplasm; intracellular membrane-bounded organelle. The coding region runs from base 5 to 1624 and encodes 539 amino acids. The transcript has 5 exons.
CGAGAUGCUGGUGGAGCACGCGGCACAGUUGACCUGGCAGGCGAUGGGAGGAACGAGAAUCGAGGUCCUUUACACGUUGCUCGUGUUCCUCGCGGUGUUGUUGGUGGCGAGAUGUCUGCAAUGGCUCAAGUACGUGCGUUCCUUGCCCCCGGGCCCUUGGGGCGUACCCGUGUUCGGUUAUCUGCCAUUUCUGAAGGGCGACGUUCACCUACGUUACGGCGAACUCGCGAAAAAGUACGGGCCUAUGUUCAGUGCACGAUUGGGGACCCAGCUCGUGGUCGUCCUCAGCGAUCAUCGCACCAUCCGCGACACGUUUCGUCGCGAGGAGUUCACUGGAAGACCCCACACCGAGUUCAUCAACAUCCUCGGCGGAUAUGGUAUUAUCAAUACCGAGGGCGCCAUGUGGAAAGACCAAAGAAAAUUUCUUCACGAGAAGCUCCGAAGCUUCGGCAUGACCUACAUGGGCGGCGGAAAGAAAAUUAUGGAAUCGAGAAUUAUGCGCGAGGUUAAGACGUUCCUUCGAAGUCUGGCGUUGCGACGUGGCGCGCCAAUGGACGUCUCAGCCUCUUUAGGAAUGUCGAUCAGCAACGUUAUUUGCUCGAUCAUAAUGGGGGUGCGUUUCCAACACGGUGACGCCAGGUUCAAGAGGUUCAUGGACCUGAUCGAGGAGGGAUUCAAGCUGUUCGGUAGCAUGGUCGCGGUGAACUUCAUUCCUGUGAUGCGUUACCUGCCGUGUCUGCAGAAGAUACGGAACAAGAUAUCGGAGAACCGCUCGGAGAUGGCGGACUUCUUCCAGGAGGCCGUCGAUCAGCAUCGGGCGACCUUCGACAAGGGCAUCGUGCGGGACCUGGUGGACGCCUAUCUCCUCGAGAUCGAGAAGGCGAAGGGCGAAGGACGCGCGGCGUCGCUUUUCCAAGGGAAGAAUCAUGAUCGCCAGAUGCAACAGAUCCUCGGGGAUUUGUUCUCCGCUGGCAUGGAAACUGUGAAGACCACGCUCGAAUGGGCGAUGAUUCUGAUGCUGCAUCAUCCGGAAGCGGCGAAUGCAGUGAGGGAGGAAUUGGACCAGGUGGUGGGCAGAUCGAGGAUGCCUGGUCUGGAGGAUCUACCUUUUCUUCCGAUCACCGAAGCCACGAUCUUAGAAGUGCUUCGGAGGUCGAGCGUAGUACCAUUGGGAACUACUCACGCGACUACACGGGAAGUGACGUUGCACGGUUACACGAUUCCCGCGGGUUCGCAAGUGGUGCCGCUGCUGCACGCGGUGCACAUGGAUUCGGAACUUUGGGAGGAGCCGGAGGAGUUUCGACCAAGCCGAUUUCUCUCGGCCGAAGGUAAAGUCCAGAAACCGGAAUACUUUAUGCCUUUCGGUGUCGGCAGACGUAUGUGCCUCGGCGAUGUGCUGGCGCGCAUGGAGUUAUUCCUGUUCUUCAGCUCGUUGAUGCACACGUUCGAGCUGAGAUCGCCGGAGGGCGCGUCCUUGCCGAGCUUGCGCGGUAACGCGGGUGUCACCGUCACGCCCGAUCCUUUCGACGUUUGUCUGUUACCGAGAAAUCUCGAGCUUAUCGAAGACGCGAGCAACGAUCCGAUUUCGUUCGCUGCGGUGUUAAGGAACAUCGGCAGCCAUUGAGGAAUCCGCGUUUACCUCAACCCUUAACGGACGUUCGCCUUUUGUACCCGACUUCUUUUCGCGGUAGUCAUCCCUGUUCUUUCGGGGAAAAGCGAUGCUAGAAAAGCAUCCAAUUCGUUCGUGAAACUGAAAUGAGAAUAUCUUUGAGAAAAGAUAAAAGUAUAUAGAGAGUAUAAAGAGAAAAAUAGAAGUACAGUAGAACCUCAUUUAUCCUCAUAUAUUAACCCUUUCCGCUCGAGGAAUUUUUCUAUAGAACCAAAUCCAGUCCAUUUUUAUAAUAAAUUUCUGUGAAACCAA